Molecule: messenger RNA, 1815 nt
Organism: Dromiciops gliroides (monito del monte)
Lineage: Eukaryota; Metazoa; Chordata; Mammalia; Microbiotheria; Microbiotheriidae
Product: sodium-coupled monocarboxylate transporter 1-like
Exons: 15
Coding region: 1-1815 (604 amino acids)
Biological process (GO): sodium ion transport; propanoate transmembrane transport
Cellular component (GO): membrane
Molecular function (GO): organic acid:sodium symporter activity
Source: RefSeq, a predicted model, not a curated record
AUGAGCGCCCAGCACGAAGCCAAGACCUUCGUGGUGUGGGACUACCUGGUGUUCGCGGGGAUGCUGCUCGUCUCCGCACUCAUCGGCGUCUAUUGUGCCUUCUGGGGUGGCGGCCAGAAGACCCAGAAAGACUUUCUGAUGGGCGGCCGGAAGAUGACUGCGGUGCCCGUGGCGGUGUCCCUCACGUCUAGUUUCAUGUCCGCCAUCACCAUCCUGGGUAUCCCCUCCGAGAUCUAUCGCUUCGGGGCCAUAUUCACCUUGUAUGGGUUCUCCUAUAUCAUUGUGGUCGUCUUCACCUCGGAAGUCUUCCUUCCUGUAUUUUACAAGCUGGGUAUUACGAGCACUUACGAGUAUCUAGAACUUCGUUUUAACAAAUACAUUCGCCUCUGUGGAACGGUUCUGUUCAUCAUUCAAACGUUUCUGUACACUGGAGUUGUCAUUUAUGCCCCAGCUCUUGCUAUGAAUCAAGCCACGGGGCUCAACCUGUGGGGAAUAAUCAUUGCCACUGGAGUGGUCUGCACCUUCUACAGCUCAAUGGGUGGAUUCAAAGCCGUUGUCUGGGUACAUGUUUUCCAAGUUGGAAUCAAGAUGGCUGGAUUUUUGUCGGUGAUCAUACAGGGUAUUGUGGUUCAAGGUGGAAUCAGCAAUAUCCUAAAUGAUUGCUAUAAUGGAGGAAGAUUAAACUUCUGGAACUUUGAUCCCAGUCCUCUUCGAAGAUACACCUUCUGGACAAUCAUCAUUGGUGGGUCCAUCACAUGGCUCACCAUCUUUGGUAUCAACCCAGCUCAAGUCCAGAGGUACAAUUCCUGCAAAAGCCGUUUCCAUGCAAAAAUGUCCCUUUAUAUAAAUCUUAUAGGAUGCUGGGCAAUUCUUGCCUGUACAACCUUGUGUGGUCUUGUCCUUUAUUCAAGAUACCAUGACUGUGAUCCUUGGACAUCAAAGAAAGUAUCAGCACCAGACCAGCUCAUGCCCUAUUUAGCAUUGGACAUUCUGCACGAUUUUCCAGGACUCCCGGGCCUCUUUGUGGCAUGUGUAUAUAGUGCAACACUGAGCACCGUGUCUGCCAGCGUGAAUGCUUUAGCCGCAGUAACAAUCUCAGAUCUCAUCAAACCUUACUUCCCAUCACUCUCGGAGAAGACUCUGUCUUGGCUUUGUAAGGUGACAAGUCUGCUCUUUGGAGCCCUAUGCAUUGGAAUGGCAGCCUUAGCAUCACUCAUGGGAGCUUUGUUACAGGUAGUACUCAGUAUCUUUGGUGUGAUUGGUGGACCCCUUUUGGGCUUGUUUUCUUUGGGCAUCUUGGUCCCUUUUGCCAACUCAAUGGGGGCAUUUGUAGGGCUUGUUGCGGGAUUUAUCCUUUCUCUUUGGGUUGGAAUUGGAGCUCAGCUUUAUCCUCCCCUUCCAGAGGCAAGUUUACAAUUGAGCCUCAUGACAGAUGGUUGUAACAUAACCAGCUUCCACCACCAGAGGAACUGGACUGCAGCUACAGGAACACCAGGUUCACCAAAUGCUUUUCAAGGUCACCACGCUGAAAGAACUCCCCUAAUGGAUAACUGGUAUUCUUUAUCAUUCCUGUACUUCAGCACUGUUGGAAUGUUGGUCACUAUAUUUGUGGGACUAAUUGUUAGCCUCCUAACAGGAGGAAGGAAACAGAAUACUGAUGAUAGAGUCCUACUAACCAAAGAUGAUUUUUUAUCCAACUUUGAUUGUUUCAGGAAGGAGAAACGAGUUUUAAGCCAGCAGCUUAAUGUGGUAGAAGAUGAUGGAACUAAACAGCCUGACUUCAAUGAACCAACCAAUCAAUCAACACAACUUUAA